Dunckerocampus dactyliophorus (ringed pipefish) is the source of this 841-nucleotide messenger RNA. RefSeq names its product allograft inflammatory factor 1-like. Lineage: Eukaryota; Metazoa; Chordata; Actinopteri; Syngnathiformes; Syngnathidae. The record is from RefSeq and is a predicted model, not a curated record. Gene Ontology annotation, cellular component: ruffle membrane; actin filament. Gene Ontology annotation, biological process: actin filament bundle assembly; ruffle assembly. Bases 206 to 649 code for a protein of 147 amino acids. Gene Ontology annotation, molecular function: actin filament binding; calcium ion binding. The transcript is spliced from 7 exons.
UUCCAGUUCGUUCUUCCUGACAGCGAGGCCCGUCUACCAGACUUUAGGGGUGUCGCUAGUGUUGUGCUCAAGGUCAAAUCCUACAAGGUUAUUGCACGCCCACGGUGUGUCAAUAGUAACUAAAGCUUGCUCAGCAUGUGCACUUCGCUCACUUUAGAGAAGAAACAACACUGGAUUGUGCGGUUUGCCGUUCCACGGGGCACAAAUGGACAACCGUAUUCAAGGUGGUAAAGCAUACGGCAUCCUUAAGUCUCACCAAGAAGACAAACUGAACACUAUCAAUGAGGUUUUUUUGUCUGAUGAGCAGUAUGCAGAGGUGGAAGACCUCGCCUUCAAGCUUGACAUGUUUAAAAAGAAAUACAUGGAGUUUGAUCUGAAUGACAAAGGUGACAUAGACAUGAUGGGGUUAAAACGAAUGCUGGAGAAACUGGGACUGGCCAAGACUCACUUGGAGCUGAAAAGGAUGAUGUCAGAAGUGGCUGGAGGACCAUCCAAAGAAACCAUCAGCUACACUGAUUUCUUAACUAUGAUGCUGGGGCAAAGAAAUGCCAUUCUAAAACUGAUCCUGAUGUUUGAAGGCAUGACCAAGGAAGAGGAGAGAAGAGAUGUUGGACCACCUGCUCCUAAAACCUUCUCAGAACUACCCUGAAGACAUUACCGUUCCCAAAAGACUAAAAAGUUCUAAUUUAUCACAUAAUGCCACUUUUCAUGUAACUUCUGUAAAUGUUUUGUAGUCCAGUGGAAUCUCCAAGUUCAAGUGCUUUUUCUUUAUCCUGCUUGUGUUGUCCAGCUCACAAAUAAACGAGAACAGAACUUCAUUGAAGAAAUGUACAGUGGAUCC